This is a messenger RNA of Episyrphus balteatus (marmalade hoverfly), 7067 nucleotides long. RefSeq lists its product as uncharacterized. The transcript is spliced from 12 exons. Lineage: Eukaryota; Metazoa; Arthropoda; Insecta; Diptera; Syrphidae. Gene Ontology annotation, biological process: intracellular signal transduction; G protein-coupled receptor signaling pathway; regulation of G protein-coupled receptor signaling pathway. The coding region runs from base 985 to 4287 and encodes 1100 amino acids. The record is from RefSeq and is a predicted model, not a curated record.
CACAGUCAUGGAAAGCACGUUCCACUCUAUCACACCGAAGAGGAUGUGCGCGUUCACAAUGAGCAUGUUGCUACGCAGGAACCAAGCAAAAAGACCAUCCAAAUUAUUUUUCCAUUAAAUAGAUACAAAUUUUCCAGGCCAGACCCAGUUCGAACAAAAUUUCUUUACAAGAAGUCCACUCGGUUUGCUCUGCAGCUGUUUACGCGAUGAAUAAUAUCCUUUAACACAGAAUUUUUUUUCAGUUUUUUUCCUAAACUAUUUUCAUCUAUUUUAAUUCCUCUUUUAAUAAUAAAUUUGAAAAGAAAACAAAAAAUAUUUUACGAAUUGCAAAAAGGAUUUUGCCCUUUUCUGAGAAUGUGUUGAAACAAAAUAAGAUUUAUGGAAAAAGUGUGUGAUUUUAAUUAUGAAAUAGUGUUGUUAUCGUAAUUGUUAAAAAAAAAAAAAAAAAAAUAAAACGUAAAAAUAAAAUAUAAAAAAAACAUUAUUUUGGGAAAUUCCAUGGAUUUUCUUGAAAUAAAGAAAAUAUAAAAAAAAAAACACACACACAGACAAACAGCGCGAAGGAAAAGGACAACAUUUCUCGUAUAACGAAUACAUUUUUGAAAAUCAUUUUGCAUGGUGUGAAAUUCAAGGGCCUCGGAAAAUAUCCACUGAUCAAUCAGGCUGGCUAAUGGUUGAUCUCACGUGGAAGUAAGCCAGAAAUGGGCCCGGGGCUGGAUCGGGAACCAGCAAGCAAUAAUCUGAUAAGGUCGCAGCCCCAUUUGUGCGACUUUUUAUCAAAUAAAUACGUUGCCUUUAUAACAAAUAUAUUGUGCAUCAAACAAAGCCAAAAACAACGAUUCGGUUUUUACUAAAAAUGAGGCACUCAAAUAUUUUUAUACACAAAGAUACAAUGGAAUUCGGAUAAAUCACUUUUUUUUAAAUAAUAAUUUUUAAUAUUCCCAAAUUGUGCCAAUUAGGGCACAGUUGUACUAUCCUGUGGUCAUGGAGCCACCUGGCGGUGUAUCGUCAGACAAAGAUAGGCAAUUAGUCGUACAUCAACAGCCAAACUUAAGCCUUUUAAAAUCUGCAAAACAUCAACAACCUCAACAGCAAAAUUCAGCACUCAUGGGUAUAUCUGUUGGAAGUCAGCAAACUAUCGAAAAACUUUCUCGUCCAUUAGCGUUUGAUAAAAUGGAGUCUUUGGUGCGAGAAAUGCAAGAUCCUGAGCAUGGAGUUCCAGUGAGACAGCAGAAAAUGUUUUUAACAUCAAUUCCCUAUGCAUUUAUGGGAUACGAUUUAAUUGAAUGGCUAAUGGAUCGUUUGAUGAUUGAAGAAUCGGAAGCACUUAAUAUUGCUAAUCAAUUGUGUCUGCACGGUUAUUUUUUUCCUGUCAAUGACACAAAAACUCUUGUUGUUAAAGACGACUCAUCACUCUAUCGGUUCCAGACUCCAUACUAUUGGCCAUGGCAACAUAAAGCACCUGAUAACGUAGAGUAUGCCAUCUAUUUGGCAAAACGAUCUCUACGCAAUAAACAACGACACGCCUUAGAGGAUUAUGAAAGCGAAGCCUUGGCUAGUUUGCAUAAAAAUCUCAAAGGCAAAUGGGAUUUCAUUUCGAUGCAAGCCGAUGAACAGGUUCGAUUGGCAAAAGAACGAAAAAAAGGUGACAAAAUUGUUGGAGAUUCACAGGAGCGUGCUUAUUGGCGUGUCCACCGUCCACCACCCGGCCAGUUUACACCUUUGGAACCUUGCCCAGUGCCAUCUCGUGAUCGACAAGGAUUGAAAUCUAAGAAAAAAACCGUUGAAGAUCUUCAGCGAGAAGUUGACUAUUUUCAAAAGUCCCUCACCCGUACCCGAAUGAAAAUGUCACAAGCUUGUGAAAGUCUAGUCAGCUAUUCCGAAACAUUUGCGGAUUAUGAUUUCUUUUUGCAACCGGUCCUUCCUUCCAAUCCAUGGGUAUCUGAAGACAUUACAUUUUGGCAGCUUAACAACACUAUUGUCGACAUUCCAACAGAAAAACGAGUACGUCGCUGGGCUAUUUCUAUUGAAGAGCUCGUUUCCGAUCCAACUGGUUUGCAUGAAUUUACUGCAUUUCUCGAGAAGGAAUACUCUCACGAAAAUAUACGUUUUUGGAUAGCUGUUAAUCGUCUCAGACGUUCGGCUCAUUCGCAAGUUUCCAAAAAAGUCACAGAAAUCUAUGAAGAAUUUUUGAAGCCUGGAGCUCCUUGUGAGAUCAAUAUAGACGGAAAAACUAUGGAAAUUGUUCAAAAAGGCUUAAAAAAUCCUUCUCGUUUCACUUUCGACGCUGCUGCUGAACAUAUUUAUAUGCUGCUGCUGAAAAAGGACUGCUAUCCCCGUUUUAUUCGAUCGGAACAUUAUAAGAACCUUUUGGCUACCGGCAUACAGCCGUUGCACAAAAAACGAUUCUUCAACUUUGGUGGAGUUGGUGUUAAAAAGAAAACGGCUGUGAAUACUGCAACUCUAUCUAGCCAAUCACAUGCUAGUGGUACUUCGGCAGCAAGUGCUCCUGUCCCACUGCCCGGACAUUUAACUCGUCGUCGUGGUAGUGACCGAAGUCUUUCGGGUUCGGUUCAUGAAUUAGCUGUAAUCGGAAUAAAGGAUGCAGGCAGUAAAGUCCCCCAUUCUCAUAGUCAAAGUAAUUUGUCUGAGAUUGCCUACAGGGACGGAACAAAGCCUGCUGUGGAUAAGCUAGAAACUACCAUAGAAUCAGCUAGUGCCAUAUGUCCAUGGGAUGAACCCGAACCAAGCCAAGAUCCUUCAUCUACUAUACAGCUCUCUGUUUGCCCUUGGGAACAGGAAGAACCUCAAAUUGCACAAACGACCUCUAAAAGACUACCAAGUACUUCAUCUGAUAUAUCUGAUGUUUCUGAUCGUAUGAGAAGGUCUUGUGGUCUAAGACAAAAUACCGUGGAUAGCUGUGAAAGUAGCUCAAAACGUUUAAUGCCUAAUUUUACCGAACAACGAAGAGCUUCGGUGACUUUGACCCCAAGAAUAUCGGAAUAUGCCAGAUCUAUGAAAGCAACAUCUCUCAACGUUCCAAUUUAUACUGAAGAUGUGUCAUUUCUGUCCUCUUCUGAAGAUCUUAAAAAAUCAACAACAAAUAUCAAUAAUGAACAUGUUGUAUCUGUUGUCCUAGACAAACCUCUCGAAUCAGAUACUAUUCAACCAUCUGUUGAAACAGUUACAACUUCAACCGAUGAUGCUAUAGAAGAUGAUGAUGAACAAAAAAUAACGCCUGAUGACAAUCCUGAUGACGAAAUUAAAGAUGCAGCCGAUGUGCAAACUGAAGUACAAAUUGAGUUGAUACAAAUGGAAACAAAUUCCGAAACACAAAAUCUCGCUUCUACUUCUGUUGAGAUACCUGAAUUGCUUGAUAAGAGCGAUAUUAAAUUUGAUAUACCAAUACCAACUCCUGAAAUAAAUAAUCCUUUGUCAGGUGAAACUGCAGAGGAAAUUGACAUUCCUGCCAGUAGCUCAAAAAUGGCAUUAGAUGAAAUCAAAAGUGCAACGAAUAAUUGUAAGAUUGCUAAGUCAAAUUCAAGUAAUUGGCCAGCUAAUAACGAUACUAAAUUACCAAUAGCCAACGCCUCUAGUAGCCUUAAAAAGGCGCCAUCAAUCCAAGUUGAAAGUUUAAUUGAAUUGAAAGAACAAGACGUUUCGAUUCCAAUGAAAACGGAAUCUGAAGCAAUUAAUAUUAUAACAUGCCUCGAUCCAAUUGAGGCCGAUAUACCAAUAGAGCUUCCUUCAAGUGCAAUACCAAAUACGGCACUGUGUAUUGUUAAAAAUACAAACAUUGACCAGGAUCUACAACUAUCUCCGAUAGACCCUAGAGAAGAGGAAAUGUGCGACGAAGAAGCUCUUCUGCAUGAAGAGCUUUCACCAACAACCGAUGAAUACCAUGAAGGUCUUCAGUUUGAGGGCCGAACUGAGUCGUAUGAUUAUGAUAUUGAUGAUGUUAUAACUCCUGGUUGUGUGGCGCCAGCUCCAACACCUGCACCAUCGCUAGCACCUUUAGCGGAAAUCGAUAUUGAUCCGGUUGAAGAUGAAAUUGAGCAACCAGCAAAGAAACCGGAAAACGAAGAGUCGAAGAAAAAGCGAAAGAAACAUAGUUCGGAAACUCGAAAAUCCGUUGACAAGACUGGUCCUGAAAAUGCUGCUUCUGGUGCGCAAGCUAAGCCAGAGGGUGAUGCCAAUCAUAAAACUGUUUGUCCUUGGGAGGAUGAGGAUGUUUCAUCGAGCGAUACAACUUUUGUGAAAACCUAUGCUACACUUGGUUACUUGUGAAUGAAGUUUAUUACUGUAGGGAAUAUAUAGAGAUUUUUGUUGUUAAAUAUAUAUAUUUUUUAUGUAAUAACAACAUAAAUUAAAUUUAUUAAAUGAGUCUGUUUAAGCCAAAAAAGGACUUAGUUUUAUAUAUUUAAUAAUAAUAAUUACAAAAAAAAAAAUGCACUUAAGAAAUUGUCUUUGCUAAAAGCUUAAAUUUAUAAUUCAUCGCAUAUUUCUAGUAAGUUUUAUAAAAAAAAAAUGUAUACACGUUCUUAUUUACAAAUUAAAAACAAAAAAAAAAAAAGAAAUUAAAUUUCUUUUAACUAAGAAAGUAUGAAUACAAAAACAAACAAAAAAUAAAUAAAUACAUAAAUAAAGUUAUCUAUCAGGUAUAUAUUGUUAUGAAUAAAUAAAAAAUAAUUCACACUACAAACGAAAGUUUCUAUUACAUUUACCUUAUGGUCUUGUUCACACUUGUAAGUCAAGUUAAAUAAAUACAAAAAAAAACUAAUAUUUCAUUUAUGUUCUUGUUUUUUGUCGAUUUUAAUUUAAUUAAUUUUCUUAUUUAAUUAAUUUAAAUUCAAACUAACUUAAAUCAAUAAACAAAAAAUACAUAAAAAAAAGCUGCGAAAUGUUUGUAUUGCUUGGCAUGCAAUGAUUUUAAGAGCCCCAGUAUGUAUGCCAAUCAAUUCAACGUUUUGUGGGCAAUAAGAAAAUAUGCUAAUUAUAAUUUUCUGUUACGACAAUAAAUAACAACUAACCGAUUUUUUGGCUUAAAUUUAUCAAUGAAAUAAAAAAAACAAUGAAAUGCUGACUUAAAAAUGGUAAAGAAUGGUUAGCAAGACAUAUUUUAGCGAGUAUAAAAGAAACAUUAUAUAAUUUAACACGGCUGCGGCGCGUUUUAAUAAAAGAUUAUUUACAAUAAUGCUCUUUGUCUGUAAUUCUGAUAUCAAUCUAAUGGAAUAUCUCUUCAAAACAGAUUACAUAAAUAUUAAAUUUUUGAUGUCUAUUAAAUAAAUAGUGCAUAGAUAAAAACCCACUAUAGAGGAUUGUGUACAAUGCGACUACAUAAUUUGAUCUUCCAUGUUUAAAUAAAAAAUUUAAUUUGUUAAAUUAAAAAAUUAAAUUAAAGUUAUACAGGCCGUGUGACUUAUUAUAUAAUUUUAAUUGACUGAGUUUUAACAUAAAUAUAAGUUUAAAAAUAUUAAAACAUUAAACAAAUAUGUAAAUUAUAAAAAACAAAGAAAAAAAACAAAAUAAAAUUAUUACAACUGACAUGCACAAAUCAUAUUUUUAUAUUUUUAUAUAAAUGAUUUCAAGUAUUUUUGUAUAUUUUCAAAAUAAAAUAUUCUUUAAGUUGCGCUUUUAUCUACUACCAACGUUUUAAAUCUGUGUUAUUUGCUGUUCAAAUUUGCUUAUACAUAAACAAAGAAAUAUUUACAUUGUUUAACAAUUUUUUGCUUAUACUUAUCCUGGUUUUGAAUUUUCAACGAACUACUAUUUUCAUAGUCUUCCCUUCCAUUAAAAUUCGUACUGUAUUUGUUUUCGAAAACGUAUAUUAUAUUCUUAAUGGAAAUGUGCAAUGAACCAUUUAAUAAAUAGCCGGGCGCUGCUUUUUUGCUUCUAUAUAAUUUUUCAAUCACAAAAAGGACUUAAUUAUAUAAAAAAAUAAUAUUAAAUCUCAUAAUGCUAAGAUCAAAAGAUUAAAAGCUAAUAAACAUUUACAAAUUAUGCUUUGGAAAAAUAUUCAAAUAAAAAAAAGGAAUACACAUAACCUUAUACAGAACAGUGUUUAACCCUGCGCUGUGUAAAUCAGGAUAGUUAUUAAACACAGCUAAGAAAAAUAAAAAGUAUAAAUCAAAAUUAUUCUUAGAUUCAACAAAACAAAAGAAAAACAAACAACACUCUAAUUAAAUUUAAGAAGUAAACAAAAAUAAAAACCCCUUAAAGUUAAAAAAAAAAAAUAAAAGAUGAAGUCAAAAUAGAAAAUAGUUAUACAUAUAUGUAAUACAAAAUGCAAAUGAUAUAUUUAUAAUUAUUUUAAUGACAGUUAUAAAGUUUUUAACAAAUAAUUUUGUAAAUCUUUUUGAUUAAAAUGAGACCACCGUAUAUUUUUUUUUUAAUUAUCUAAUCAAAAAAAUAAAAAAAUAUAAAAAGAUUUAUUUCGAUGAGGAAAAAAUAAUUACAAGAAAAUAAUAUCUAUACGUACAUAAAAUGAAUAUAUAUAAUGAAACAUUUGCAAAAAACAAAACGUAACAAAGUUAAAAACCAAAAAUAGUAAACCAACAAAAAAAAUCACAUACUUUCAAAAUCGGUAUACCAAUUUGUGAAAAAACACCCGUUGUGGUAUUUUGAUUGCUUUUGAAAACGUGUAUAAUGUUAGAAAAAAAAAAAUAAAUACAAAAAAAAUAUUGUUUAUUUGAUAGUUAAAAAAUAUUAUUAUAUAAAAUAAAAUAAAAAUAAAAUUUCCGAAAACAAACAUUUUCAAAAAUUAACUGCAUUAGAUAAUUGACAUUUAUAAAAAAAAAAAACAAAACAAAAAAAAUAAAAUAAAAAAGAGAAAAGAACUUUACAUAGAUACACGAAUAUCUAUGCUUUAUUAUAUUGAAUAAAAAAAUGAAUAUUUAAUGUUUGUUUAAAAAAAAAAUUAAAAAUAAAAAUACAAAAAAAAAAUUAUUACAAAACAAAAAAGUUGUGGUUAUGCAAAUGGCAUAAAGUUAAAGAAUAAAUAUGAAGAUAUAGAAUUAAGGAGAUAUAAAACAAUAUUAUUAAAUAAUAAAAAAAAAACACAAAAAAAA